Aspergillus nomiae NRRL 13137 is the source of this 5163-nucleotide messenger RNA. RefSeq names its product ankyrin repeat protein. Bases 1 to 5163 code for a protein of 1720 amino acids. Gene Ontology annotation, molecular function: protein binding. The record is from RefSeq and is a predicted model, not a curated record. NCBI's taxonomy places the organism in Eukaryota, Fungi, Ascomycota, Eurotiomycetes, Eurotiales, Aspergillaceae. The transcript has 7 exons.
AUGGCAGCGACACAUUCUUUUCCAUCAUUGCCAGCAAAACACCAGGAUCUCAUUGGCUGGAUCAAUAGAAACCAGGAUACACCAAUUGCUCAGCUCCUUAAGCCAUACAACGAGUAUGAAGCUGUCGUACGGAAGCUUUUUGCUCAGGAGCCGUCCCAUCCCGCGCUGCGGGACAAUCACCUCAAUAUCGUGCCGCUCUAUGACACGAGUGGGAAGACCAUUGUUCUAAGUCGGCCUCGAGAUCCGGGUUCAGAGUCAGCCGACCUUCAGGAAAAAUAUAUCAUGCCCCUGAAGGCAGAAUCUCGCAGGGCUUCAGGUGAUCCUGCGGUGGUGUCGAGCUUAGAGGGCUUUCGGCAUAAUUUCAACAUCUUCUCAGAAGGAUCUUUGAGCGACAUGGACUGGAGCAAUGUCGUCGUGGCAGGAAGUGCCGUGGUGACUUGCCUCAUGCCAGUCCCGGAAGAGUACCGUGGCUCAAAGCGUGCCCUACGACAGUUCUACCAUGACAAGUACGCACCCGCAUCUGAUGUCGACCUCUUCCUGUAUGGCUUGACCGAAGAACAAGCAAUCGAAAAAAUCAAACAGAUUGAAGAGAAGAUCAAAAACGCCAUUCUUUAUGAGACGACAACGAUACGAACCAAGAACACAAUUACUAUUGUCUCACAAUACCCCACACGCCACGUACAGAUUGUCCUUCGUAUAUACAAGUCUAUCUCGGAGAUCCUGACUGGAUUCGAUGUUGACUGUUCCUGCGCCGCUUUCGAUGGCAAGCAAGUUUAUGCUUCACCACGUGCCCUUUCUGCAUAUAUCACCCAGACGAAUACGAUCGAUUUGACUAGACGCUCACCAUCUUAUGAGAACCGCCUUUCCAAAUAUUCACACCGAGGCUUUGAAAUAUUCUGUCCACAGCUAGAGCGGAGCCGUAUCGAUCCAACAAUCUAUGAGAGGAGCUUUUCAAGGACCGUUGGCCUAGCGCGUCUUCUAGUGCUGGAAAGGUUACCGAAGUCAUCCGAUAGGGACGCCUAUCUAGAGCAGAGACGAGAGGAGCGUGGCCGCCCGGCUCGACAACAGCAGAUGCGACACCUCAGGUCACUGAAUGGUAACAUUAAAAAUGAUUGGGAAGAUGAAACUCCUGAGUGGAUGGAGGGGGAUGAAUAUUCGGACUAUCAUACUAUGACGAUUCCCUAUGGGCCGAAGUUCCAUGCCAAGAGGAUCGAGCGACUGGUAUAUACGAAGGACUUACUUCUCAAUGCAGAAUGGAACAGACCAAAAGACAGGGACGUCAAUCUGCAUCGGCAUCCGGCAUUUUUUGGUAAUGUGGAGGAUGUAAUCCACGACUGCUGUGGUUCUUGUCCUGAACCUGUGACUCCAGAAGAAAAGGAAGUCGCAGAGAAAGAGGGCAAAAACUACAUCUCUGGAGAUAUCUCAUUCAUUAAAGAUGAUCCCGGACGCCAGGAAAUUGGCAGCUUUAACCCUAUUACAGAGACCGACUGGACAGAGAUGGCUUAUGUGGGCAAUACCGAGCACCUAUGCCAGGCUAUAGUCGACCAUGAUCUUGCUGCUGUCAAGGAGUGGCUUUCUCAAGAAGAAAGAGAUCCCAACGGUCGCGACUAUACGGGACGGACCCCGCUGCAUCUGGCUUGUAUGGCUUCAACACCAAAUAUUGUACAAUGCCUUGUCAAUCACGGUGCGAGAUUAAUUCCUCGCUUGGCAGAUGGCAGGACUGCUCUGCACAUCGCAGCUGCUCGAGGCAAUGUUGAUAUUAUUAGAAUACUGCUGCUAAAAAGCGAAGAAAAUGAAGCCGAAGAGGAUAAAAGGCAGGAGCUUCGCAAAGCAAAAGUAGCCCAAGAUAGUCAGCAUGGAGCCGACGAAGCGCGAACCGAGCCAGAUGACAUCGAAACAGUUAGUAUGGAAGUGGACGCAACCUCAUAUACAUCGGGAUCAUUUGUCAAAGUCCAAAAAGAAGGUGACGAUGCUACCAGCACCGAGAGUCCACCUGAAGAUGAGAAUGUGCAAGAACCAGAUUUCUAUGAUAUAAAUGCCGUGUCCUGGGACAGCCGUACAUCUCCUCUACACCUUGCUAUACUCAACGGCCAUGUUGACGCGGUGGAAGAACUCGUCGCGUCUUUCGGAGCUGACGUGUUGCUCCCCAUAAAGUUGCUGAACAGCCAAAACAACAGCGCAAGAAGUGCAAUUCUGCCACUAGUACUCACGCUUCAACUCCCUCUAGAAAAUGCCAAAGCGAUGGCCAAGAAGCUUCUACAGUUGGGUGCCUCACCAGCCCAGGCUGACCUCAAAUACAACACGCCAUUACACUACAUUGCUGCCUCAACAUAUGACGACCUUAUUGAUGUCUUCCUCGAUCAGAACAAGCCAGUCACACUGAAAGCGAUUAACCACCUUGCCUUUGUUGGAUAUUCCUGGAACCCUAAUGCCUACUCCGCAUUUAUGACCGCAAUCAAUACGAAGAAUCCAAUCGGUGCAUUGAAGCUUCUCCAAGCUGGUGCUGAGCCCUCGAUCGACUUUGGGGAGUUUGUGAAGUCUGGUCAGGUACUGGACAGCAUACGUAAAAACUCAUCAGAAAGGAAUCGUGAGAUUUUCAGACAGAACUUUACGCAGCCCGUGAUUCUAGCUGUUCAGAAAGAAUUACCAGAAGUGGCUCUAGAACUAGUGACUCGUGGGGUUGAUCCGAACACUCUCCAUGGCACAUCUCUCUUGGACUGUGUUCGUGAUAAGAUUAAGGAAUUGCAGGGAUACCAAGGCGAAGUGGUUGGACUAUCUGCGCCACGGCCACUUGAGCCUGAUUCCUUCUACCUGAACGAUUUUGAAGCUAACACAUAUCAAUUGUGGACGGCGGAGCGGGAAUUGAGCAAGGCAAAGAAAUCAUACGAGAAAAGGCUGAAAGCAUAUGAACAAAGAAUCAGUGAUUCUCAGAACAGGAAAGGGGUCGAGUCGAAGCUGCACUCGAUACGGGACCUAGUUGAACGAUACGAGAAGUUAGAAACUGCCCUGUCCGAGAAAGGCGCCAAGACGUUCAAGGAAUUGUUUCCCGAUUUUGAAACACCGAAUGAUGACGAUGGGUCAUCGUCGCCAAACAGGAACCGUGAUGACCCUUUCGAACUGGAAUUUACAUUCAAUAUCUCUGAUCUCACUGAUGAAAGGAAGGGUGGAUACAUCAAACUUUUUGAGGCAGCUUGGCAUGGUGACUUAGACACCAUUAAGUCUCUCACACUGGCCAUGUGGGGCGACGGUAAUGGACAGCCUCCAUUGCGAAUUGCUAUAACAGACUCUAAUAGACUCUCCCCCUUUUCAAUCGCAGCACUUCGGGGUCACCUGGAUGUGGCGAAAGCAAUCCUGAAAAUUGUUCAAGCACAGUAUAAAGAAGAGGAGCCUAGUGGCCACGAGAGGUUUGAGAUAGGCAGUGAUUGCAGUGGUGAAGACUUGGAGGAUAGUGGCAAUCUUCGCAUCUACAGCGAGAUUGUUGAUGAUAAGUUUACCAUAGACGACAUAGGUGAAGUGGCCACACAGGUGGAGAGCCAUAUUACUCCACUUCAGGUACUAAAGUGGUAUUGCCCAAAGUCCGAAUGGUUCACCAGCCCGGAAGUCAAGGCUAAAUGUCGCGAGAGCCCCUUUGGCAGGCCAUCUGACCUCUUCGAGUAUGCCAUUUGGAUGGACAAUGUCAAGUUGCUUGUCUUCUUACUUGAAAUUGGAGAAGAACUGGCUUCUAUGGACACCAGUUCUGAGUUCACCGCUUUUGGAGUGGCGAAUAAAACAGUUCAUCUAGCUAUAGCAGAGGGUCGACUCCGCUGCCUUGAAGAACUUAUCAGGAGAGCAGGAGCGGACCUCCCAUUGGAUGCUCUUGUCCAGGAAAGCGGCGUUCAGGAUCAUGAAAAGCCAAAAUACUACCAAGGGCUCUCUAUCCACGGAAAGAAGAGAGCAGACUGGGCAGCUGCUGGGCGCGGACAACUGCGCAAUCCCGCGAAUAAAAGCUCACCCUUACUUGUUUCAGCCGUGCUGGGCAGUCUGAAGAGCACUGAAUGGUACAUGAGCACUGCCCCGAGCAGACAUUAUCUCGAGUUUUCCGCGUCUCAUGAGCAGGACCAUAGGCUGAAGCUCCUAGCAAAGUCAACGAGUGGCAUUGAGAAAUCUCUCAUGAACUGGCUAAAUGCAACAAACAAUCUGGUCUUGCAUUGCGCCAUUCUUUCUACACCGACGUUGGAAUCCCGACGCCUUGUCGAGUAUCUUGUUCGGGAGGUUCCGGAGUGCCUCGAGACUAGGUCCGCAGGGAGAUACACCCCAUUGGCCCUUGCGUACUCUCUGAAUAGAGCAGAUUAUGCCGAUAUUCUUAUAAAAGCAGGUGCAAGCCAGACAGUUCGGGAUAGCAGAGGUAACAACCUCAUACAUCUGUUGCUGUGUGGAGUCGAUGGCGACACCUCAGGAAAGCCAAGCAAUAUAGAGAAACUUCUUGGCUUGCUUGAUCCUCGAGUGGUUCCUUCAUUACUACUGGAGCGUUCAUCGGAUGAACCAGGAUCUGUCACUCCAUUUUCCCGCUGGAUACACCACGCCUCUUUUAAAGGAUCCGACGCAGAUAGGCUGACUGAUAUCGGACGCAUUCUUCUCCAGUUUGCUGAAAGCACGGGACAGAAACACUUGGAACUGCUUGAUGGCACAGGUAAUACACCUGUGCACUACGCAGUGAAACAUGAACUCGUUCGGAUUCUCGAGCUGAUGAUGGACCGUCGUCCUGACUUACUCUAUUGUGAGAAUGCCACUGGAAGCACACCGCUAGAGCUGGAAGAGGACGCUUGGACACUUAGAACAACCUCGGACCCACCCAGCUUUCGAAUUCGCGAUCGAUCUUGGAAUGGUCGCUGGAUAACGAGGGCAAACAUGGUUGAUGUGGAUCCAGAGUCCUUCCUUCCCGACUCAUGCCCACCGGAGAAGAGCUUACGCGACGUGUGCCGUGAAAGGGCUAGCGGCCGACCGGAAAAGCGGAAGCUAGUCACUUUAAAUGAAGCGAACGAGGUGGCAAAGCGACUCGCCGCACAGAAGUCCAGUCGAUGGGGACAACGUCAGAGUCAGUGGUUUACAGAAACGGACCAAGUGGCGAGAUGGUAUGGCCGAUCUGAUCGAAAGGACGAGCUGGCCGACGUCAUGGAAACUUAA